Fonticula alba is the source of this 513-nucleotide messenger RNA. RefSeq names its product 30S ribosomal protein S15e. The transcript is spliced from 3 exons. The coding region runs from base 1 to 513 and encodes 170 amino acids. Lineage: Eukaryota; Rotosphaerida; Fonticulaceae. Gene Ontology annotation, cellular component: ribosome; cytosolic small ribosomal subunit. Gene Ontology annotation, biological process: ribosomal small subunit assembly; translation. The record is from RefSeq and is a predicted model, not a curated record. Gene Ontology annotation, molecular function: structural constituent of ribosome; RNA binding.
AUGUUCCUGCGGAGUGUGGCCAUCCUCCUUUCGACCAUGUCGGAUGCACGCCGCAUCCGACGUGCCCUCUCUAUUGGUUCUGACGAUAACCAGCCCAAGCGCCGUACCUUCCGCAAGUUCUACUUCCGCGGCCACGAGACCGAUACUCUCCUGAACCUGCCCCAGGAGGAGAUCACCAAGCUCCUGUCCGCCCGCGUCCGCCGCAAGUUCAGCCGCGGUAUCGGCACCAAGCCCAACCUCCUCAUGAAGCGCCUCACCGCCGCCAAGAAGAACGCCACCGCCGAGGAGCGCCCCGCCUACAUCAAGACCCACCUGCGCAACAUGAUCGUCGUCCCCGAGAUGAUUGGCUCCAACGUCGCCAUCUACAACGGCAAGACCUUCAACCAGGUUGAGAUCAAGCCCGAGAUGGUUGGCCACUACCUUGGUGAGUUCUCCCUCACCUACAAGCCCGUCUUCCACGGUCGCCCCGGUGUCGGUGCCUCUGGGGCCUCCAAGUUCAUCCCCCUCAAGUAA